Molecule: messenger RNA, 3632 nt
Organism: Balaenoptera acutorostrata (minke whale)
Lineage: Eukaryota; Metazoa; Chordata; Mammalia; Artiodactyla; Balaenopteridae
Gene: SLC26A8
Product: solute carrier family 26 member 8
Exons: 20
Biological process (GO): transmembrane transport
Cellular component (GO): membrane
Molecular function (GO): chloride transmembrane transporter activity; sulfate transmembrane transporter activity; bicarbonate transmembrane transporter activity
Source: RefSeq, a predicted model, not a curated record
UAAUGAAAGAGAUAAAAAUCCCUGCCCUUCUGGGGAUGAGAAAAAUUACAAAAAGGGAUAGGUAAAGUGAACAAUAUAUUAGACACUGAUACAGUAAUCAAGCAAGUGUAAAACUGCCACUGAGCCAAGCAGGAAUACAAGGCACAGUGAGAGGCAGUGACUGGGAUUGAGCCUCACAAGGUUAAGGGGGUUAGGGGCGGGGAGCAGAGCAGGAGACCUGGGCAGGAGAGUGUCCUUCAGUGGGAGAAGCCAAGCUUGUGGGGCUGAGAAUUAAGGUUGGAGGCCUCGGUGACCCUCUAGUCUCCAGUUUCCUCCCGCGUCUUCUGUUCCCACAGGGUCGUCGGGAGACUCGAGUGAAUUACUGUACGUGAAGUGCGGGGCGCGAGGCCUGGCAUCAAGGAGGCCCUCAAUCAAGAGUCGUCGAGAGCGGAGGGCUGGGUGACACAGGAAUGAUGCAAUCAGAGAGGAGCUUCCAGAGUUUGGGCUCUAGAUAUAGGCAAAACUCUUUCAUGUAUGAUGUGAAGCGAGAUGUGUACAAUGAGGAGACCUUUCAACAGGAACACAGAAGGAAGACUGCUUUCUCUGGGAACUUGGACAUCGACAUCAGCACCGUCAGUCACCAUGUCCAGUGCCGCUGCUCAUGGCACAAGUUCCGAAGAUGCAUGCUUACAAUCUUUCCCUUCCUAAAGUGGAUGUGUUUUUAUCGAUUCAAGGAUUGGCUUCUUGGAGACUUACUUGCUGGGAUAAGUGUUGGCCUUGUGCAAGUUCCCCAAGGCCUGACGUUUGGUUUGCUGGCAAGGCAACUGAUUCCUCCUCUCAAUGUCUCUUAUGCAGCUUUCUGUGCUUCAGUAAUUUAUGGAAUUUUGGGAUCAUGUCAUCAAAUGUCCAUUGGUACAUUCUUCCUUGUGAGUGCUCUGACGAUCAAUGUCCUGAGGACGUACCCAUUCAACAGUGGCCACCUAAUACUGGGAACUUUCAUCAAGGAUGACUUUUCUAACCUCUCCUUCUUUGAGAACUAUAACAAAUCCUUGAGUGUGGUGGCAUCCACAACUUUGCUGACUGGGAUUAUUCAGCUAUCAAUGGGCAUGUUAGGUUUUGGCUUCAUUAUCACUUACAUUCCGGAGGCUGCAAUCAGUGCUUACCUGGCUGCCACGGCACUACACAUUAUGCUGUCCCAGUUGACCUGCAUCUUCGGGAUUAUGAUUCGUUUCCAUUCUGGUCCCAUCUCCUUCUUCUAUAACAUAAUUAACUACUGUAUAGGUCUCCCCAAAGCUAAUUCCACCAGCAUCUUACUAUUUCUAACUGCUGUUGUUGCUCUGAGAAUCAACAAAUGUAUCAGAAUUUCCUACAAUCAGUACCCCAUCGAGUUUCCCAUGGAAAUUUUUCUGAUUAUUGGCUUCGCUGCAUUUGCAAACAAGAUAAACGUGGACACAGAAAACAGCAAGAUGCUCAUUGAUAUGAUUCCUUACAGCUUCCUGUUUCCUGUAACGCCAGAUGUGAGCAAUCUUACUGAAGUUCUUUUAGAAGCGUUCUCCUUAGCUUUAGUGAGCUCCUCUCUGCUCAUAUUUCUGGGCAGGAAGAUUGCCAGUUUCCAUAACUAUGAUGUCAAUUCCAACCAGGAUUUAAUAGCCAUUGGCCUUUGCAAUGUCGUCAGUUCAUUUUUCAGAUCUUAUGUUUUUACUGGUGCUGUUGUCAGGACUAUUAUCCAGGAUAAAGCUGGAGGAAGACAACAGUUUGCAUCUCUGGUAGGCGCAGGUGUGAUGCUGCUCCUGAUGGUGAAGGUGGGACGCUUUUUCUACAAACUGCCAAAUGCUGUGCUGGCUGGUAUUAUUCUGAGCAAUGUCCUACCCUACCUUGAAACCAUUUACAACUUACCCAAUCUGUGGAGGCAGAACCAAUAUGACUGUCUCAUUUGGAUGGUGACGUUCAUAUCUGCAAUUUUACUGGGACUGGACAUUGGAUUACUUGUUUCAGUUGCUUUUACCUUCUUCAUCAUCAUGGUUCAGUCACACAGAACUAAGAUUCUCCUCCUGGGUCAGAUCCCUAACACCAAUAUUUAUAGAAGCUUCCAUGACUAUCGGGAGGUUACAAACAUUCCAGGGGUGAAGAUCUUCCAGUGCUGCAACUCCAUUACAUUUGUCAAUGUUCACUACCUAAAGCGCAAGCUGUUAGAGGGGGUUGAAAUGGUAAAGGUGCCUCUUACAGAAGAAGAAAUUUACAGCCUGUUUAAUCAAAAUGAAGAUGGCCCCCAGCGAGGAAAGAUUUGUUGGUGUUCCUGCAACAGUGAUGAACCGGAGCCACCGCCCAGGGUUUUUUACACAGAACGAUUUGAAAGUAAAUGGGGCCUCGACUCGUCCUCCAUUAACCUGGUCCGCUGCUCACGUUUCAAGAGCAUGGACACAAGCCAGACUAUGUCCGAUGACCAAGUGCCGUACAUAACAUCUUCCACAUCCCAGAGAAAUCCAAACUAUAAGGAGGUGGAGAAAGUUUGGCUUUCUGAUGACCCCUCUAGGAGCAUGUCGAUCACACUCCCUGAUGCUUCUGAAACUCAGGUCGGGGGUAGAACACCCCUGCCUUACUCGACUUCAUCUCUUCUACCCAGCAUCCACACCAUCAUCCUGGACUUCUCCAUGGUACGUCUUGUGGAUGCACAGGCUUUGGUCGUACUAAGACAGAUGUUCAAUGCUUUCCAAAACGCCAACAUCUUGGUGCUUAUUGCAGGGUGUCACUCUUCUGUGGUCAGGGCACUUGAGAAGAAUGAUUUCUUUGAUGCUGGCAUCACCAAGGCCCAGCUGUUCCUCACCCUCCACGAUGCUGUGCUGUUUGCUUUGUCAAGGAAGUUGCCAGAGUCCUCCGAGUUAAGUGUGGACGAAUCGGAGACAGUGAUACAAGAAGCCUACUCAGAAACAGACAAGAAAGAAGAAUCAAAACAUAAAAUGAGCAGCCGUCUUAUAGAAGCCCCCAGAAGUAAAAGUCCAGCCUUCACCAUACUCCAGGACCCAGUAACAGAGGAGGAAUCAGAGCUAGACUUUGAUCUGUAUCCCAUGCAGGAGUCAGAACAAGAGACUGGGCUAGAUCCGGACCUAGACCUGGAUCGCGAGAUGGAGCCUGAGUCAGAGCUGGAACCUGAAUCUGAGCUGGAUCCAGAGACAGAGACCAAGCCUGAGCCCACAUCCAGGCCAAGGUCUCAGCAGCAGUACUAGCCUCCGUAUCAGUCUAUAACUCCCCAGUCCCCACCUCAGACUCAGCCUAGGACACAGUCAGUAGAGAGGAGGCAUCAGCUUAUGAAUUCAUUUACAACCCAGAGCAGCGCCAGUGAGGAUACCUUGGAGAUGAGCUAGGAAUAAAGGGUCAGAUUCCCUCAGCAAAUCCUCCCCACCCAAAUGGGGCCACUGGGUCUGGAGACGUAGGCUAGUUACAAACUAGCAGUACUUGCUUUGGGACUCCUCCACCUGUUGGCCUUCUUCCUUUCUCAGCGCUGGGAUCUCAUUCCCAGAUCACAAUACUAAACACCAAGAAUUAUCUCUGAAUUCCUUAUCCAGGUUCACUUCGUUUCACCUUCAGCAGAUGUUCCACUGAAGGAUUUCCUUCUUCACACCCCUCACCUCUGUGCUUUUUUUUUUCAGACCAUC